This is a messenger RNA of Octodon degus (degu), 1835 nucleotides long. It is a transcript of the gene Creld1, whose product is annotated as cysteine rich with EGF like domains 1. The coding region runs from base 151 to 1413 and encodes 420 amino acids. The transcript is spliced from 11 exons. Lineage: Eukaryota; Metazoa; Chordata; Mammalia; Rodentia; Octodontidae. Gene Ontology annotation, molecular function: calcium ion binding. The record is from RefSeq and is a predicted model, not a curated record.
CGCAAGCGGCAGCGGCGCGGAGGAGGCCGCAGUCGGCGCCUGGGGGCUGGGGUGGGUCUGUCUUCCUCCGCCGAGGUUUAAGCAGGUCUGGAUCGUCCGCUGCGGGCCCCUGGGCGGUCCCUUUGUUGCCUGUCCCCAGCCUGGGAAAAGAUGGCCCCACAGCCCCCGAGGGGCCUAGUUUCAGCUCUGCUCUGGGGCCUGAACCUCUUCCUCAGCCUCCCAGGCCCCGUGUGGCUCCAGCCCUCUCCACCGCCCCAUUCUCCUCCCUCGCCCGAGCCCCACCCUUGCCAUACGUGCCGGGCGUUGGUAGACAGCUUCAACAAGGGCCUGGAGAGAACGAUCCGGGACAACUUUGGAGGUGGAAACACUGCUUGGGAGGAAGAGAAAUUAUCCAAAUACAAAGAUAGUGAGACCCGUCUGGUAGAGGUGCUGGAAGGUGUGUGCAGCAAGUCGGACUUCCAGUGCCACCGCCUGCUGGAGCUGAGUGAGGAGUUGAUGGAGAGCUGGUGGUUUCACAAGCAGCAGGAAGCCCCUGACCUCUCCCAGUGGCUCUGCUCAGACUCCCUGAAGCUCUGCUGCCCUGCUGGCACCUUCGGACCUUCCUGCCUUCCCUGUCCGGGAGGCACAGAGAGACCCUGUGGUGGCUAUGGUCAGUGCCAAGGGGAAGGGACCCGAGGGGGCAGCGGACACUGUGACUGCCAAGCUGGCUAUGGGGGCGAGGCCUGUGGCCAGUGUGGUCUUGGCUACUUUGAGGCAGAACGCAAUGCUAGCCAUCUGGUAUGUUUGGCCUGUUUUGGCCCCUGUGCCCGCUGCUCAGGACCUGAGGAGUCACACUGUCUGCAGUGCAGGAAGGGCUGGGCCCUGCAUCACCUCAAGUGUGUGGAUAUCGACGAGUGUGGCACUGAGCGAGCCAGCUGCGGAGCUGACCAGUUUUGCGUGAACACUGAAGGUGCCUAUGAGUGCCGAGACUGUGCCAAGGCCUGUCUGGGCUGCAUGGGAGCAGGGCCAGGACGCUGCAAGAAGUGCAGCCCUGGCUACCAGCAGGUGGGCUCCAAGUGUCUCGAUGUGGAUGAAUGUGAAACAGUGGUGUGUCCAGGGGAGAAUGAGAAGUGCAAGAACACCGAGGGCGGCUACCACUGUGUCUGCACCGAGGGCUACAAGCAGGUUGAAGGCGUCUGUGUGAAAGAGCAGAUCCCAGAGUCGGCGGGCUUCUUCUCAGAGAUGACAGAAGAUGAGCUGGUCGUGCUGCAGCAGAUGUUUUUUGGUGUCAUCAUCUGUGCGCUGGCCACACUCGCUGCCAAGGGCGACCUGGUCUUCACAGCCAUCUUCAUCGGGGCUGUGGCGGCCAUGACUGGCUACUGGCUGUCAGAGCGCAGUGACCGUGUGCUGGAAGGCUUCAUCAAGGGCAGAUAAUGCCUUCACCAUACUUGGGACCUCCCUCCCAGGCAGCCCUCAGGUCGGUGUCCCUUGGGCUGGACACUCAGGGCCACUUGGUUUGUUUUGGAGGUGGGAUGACAUGACCAGCCCGCCUACAGUCAGCUCAGCAUCUGGCUUGGGCAUGUGUGGCCCUUGGGGGUAAGAGCCUGGAAGCUGGCUGCCACCAGAUCUUUACCUCACAGGACUGGAUAGGCCACACAGUGUGAAUUUUGAAACUGCUUCUCCUUUGGUGGCUUGAGUGAGCCUUGGCCCUUGCCCAGGAAGGGGGGGCCCUACAGGGGUGGGCCACCACAGCCCUGUCCUGCCAGCUGCAUGCUGCCAGCUCCUGAUCUGUAUUCACCUGCUCCUUCAGCCAUUGACUUAUUUAUUCAUCUCAGGAAAUAAAGUUCUGGAAAAAU